Balearica regulorum gibbericeps (East African grey crowned-crane) is the source of this 645-nucleotide messenger RNA. The record is from RefSeq and is a predicted model, not a curated record. Lineage: Eukaryota; Metazoa; Chordata; Aves; Gruiformes; Gruidae.
UCUUUUGUGCUUCUUCCAUCAGGUGUCUGCAAUGCUCUUUGCCUGGAAAUUAAAGCCAGUCCUAAAGUGCAAGCUUUUGUUGGUGAACAAGUAUUGCUGAAAUGCUCAUUCAAAUCCAGUUCUCCCAUCACUGACAGCCUGACAGUAGACUGGACAUACCGGCCCCUCACAGGUGGUCAGAUGGAGACAAUUUUUCAUUAUCAGUCUGUUCCAUACCCAACGAUGGGAAAGUUCAAAGACAGGAUAUCCUGGGUUGGGAAUGUUGCCAAGGGCGAUGCUUCCAUUGCUAUCCAAAGCCCAGUGAUGAGUGACAAUGGGACGUUCAUCUGCAGUGUGAAGAACCCUCCAGACGUGUACCAUAACAUUCCCCAGACAGUGCUGAUAGUUACGGAGAGGGGCCUUGCCUUCCAACUAACUUCAGCGGUGCUGCUGUCCAUUUUAGUAUUUCUGCCUUCCAUCAUUGUGGUUAUUCUGCUGUUGGUAAGGAUGGGAAGAAAAUUCGGAGCGGUAAAGGAGAAAAAAAAAACUGGCUGUAAGAAAUCCUCCAUCGAAGUGCCUGAACAUACAGGGACAGACAACUGCUUGGGGAAACUCAGAGACUGGUUCCUGAACUGUGUGGACACGGAUGAGGAAGACCCAUACUGA